AUGCUAAAAGAAACUGUUGAUAGCAGUAAGGAGGAUUUAGAAGAACAAAUUAGUGAUUCAUUUAAUCAGGAUAAAAAUAAUUUUCAACGUAAAUUGAGCUUAAAUAAAUUGGAUGGUCCGUAUUAUUCCUAUCAUGUCGAUAAAACUAUUUUAAAUAACGAUUCUGCAUACUGGGCACGACAUUCUGCAACGACACCUUCAGAAAACAUGCCGUCUGAUAUCGGAAACAUAAACGAUUAUGCCGAAGCUGAAUCAGAAGAAUUUGUAGAUGAGAAUAUUCAGGUCGAAUUGCAAACUAUCUAUACCGAAUUUCAAAAAUGUCUUGAAUUACGUGAUAAGUACAUGGAACUUUCACUACAAAGGUUGGGUGAUAAUCCUAAAGAUAAAAUUGGAUGGGUAGAAUAUCCUCAAUCACCGUAUGGACCACAUAAACGACAUGGUGACAAAAAUAGGCCUGUUGGCGAAGAGUUCAGAUUUGAUGAGUGUAUUAUACCUGAAAAACAUAAUUUUCUUUACGCGAUCGAUAAAGAUGGUGUUUAUCAAGUUUACAUUAAUCAAGAAUGCCUUGAUAAGGGAAUACCUGUUUAUGAAGUACCGAAGAAUAAAGAAUAUUUUAAGGACCUUGAUUACAUUCUUAAAGUAAUUUCCGAUGGGCCAAUAAAAAGUUAUGCAUACAGACGUUUACGUUACCUUGAAGGAAAAUGGAAUAUGUAUGUGCUACUAAAAGAAUUUCAGGAAAUGGCUGAUUCAAAGAGGGUUCCUCAUAGAGAUUUUUAUAAUGUUAGAAAAGUAGAUACCCAUGUUCAUCUAUCUUCAUGUAUGAACUCAAAACAUCUACUAAGGUUUAUAAAGUCUAAAUUAAAGAAGCAUCCUAAAGACGAAGUAAUUUACAGAGAUAACCAGGUGCUUACACUUACCAAAGUAUUUGAAAGUUUAAAUUUAACCGCAUAUGAUCUUAGUAUCGACACCUUAGAUAUGCAUGCCCACACUGAUUCAUUCCAUCGAUUUGAUAAAUUUAAUUUGAAAUACAAUCCUAUUGGAGAAUCUCGUUUAAGAGAAAUAUUUUUGAAAACAGAUAAUUAUGUCAAUGGAAGAUAUUUUGCAGAGCUUACCAGAGAGGUGAUUUCUGAUCUUGAAUCAAGCAAAUAUCAGAUGGCAGAAUAUCGAGUUUCGAUAUAUGGACGCUCAAAGUCUGAAUGGGAUAAACUAGCCAAAUGGGUUGUGGAUUUUAAAAUAUUCUCACCGAAUGUUCGUUGGCUUAUUCAAGUUCCAAGACUUUACAAUGUAUAUAAAGAAGCCAAAACUGUUGAAAAUUUUGAAGAUAUUCUUAAAAAUUUAUUCGAACCCUUGUAUGAGGUUACGAAAGAUCCGAGAUCUCAUCCGGAGUUGCAUGUAUUUCUCCAACGUGUAGUGGGAUUUGAUAGUGUAGAUGACGAAUCUAAAGCAGAACGACGUAUUCAUAAAAAAUACCCUUGCCCAAAAGAUUGGAGUACGAACCUUAAUCCACCUUAUUCUUAUUAUUUAUAUUAUAUGUAUGCUAAUAUGACAAGUUUGAAUCAAUGGAGAAAAGCUAGAGGAUUUAAUACUUUUGUUCUUCGGCCACACGCUGGUGAAGCUGGAGAUACUGACCAUUUAGCUUCAGCUUUUCUUACUUCAAAAUCUAUAUCACACGGAAUCUUGUUACGCAAAGUUCCUGCGUUACAAUAUCUUUAUUAUCUUAAACAAAUCGGAAUAGCAAUGUCUCCCUUAUCUAAUAAUGCUUUAUUUUUGAAUUACGAAAGAAAUCCUUUCUUAAGCUUUUUCCAGAAAGGUUUGAACAUAAGUUUAAGUACAGACGAUCCUCUUCAAUUUCACUACACUAGAGAACCAUUAAUUGAGGAGUAUAGCGUUGCUGCUCAGAUUUGGAAAUUAUCAUCUUCGGAUAUGUGUGAACUUGCACGUAAUUCAGUUGUACAAAGUGGAUUUGAAAUGGCGAUUAAAAAACAUUGGCUAGGAAAAGAAUGGUACAUCCCCGGUAAAAAAGGAAACGAUAUUCAUAAAACCAAUGUUCCCGACUUAAGAAUGGAAUUCCGAUAUGAAACUUUACUUGAAGAGAUUAAAAUGAUCUUAAAAUACUCUUCAAAGAAAUCAUCAUCGCCAUUUAUCUGCAACACAAUUCAUAUGGUUCCGCAACCUCGACCGCCAAUGCGUUCAGGCUCCAUUUUAUCUGAAAGUGACCUUGGCGUUAUACCAGGGGUUUCAAUGUUUACUGCUAAGAUGCUUAAAGAGAAACUUAGCACGUUGGAUGAUAGGGAUGAUUAUUUUAGCUAA
Molecule: messenger RNA, 2310 nt
Organism: Dentiscutata erythropus
Lineage: Eukaryota; Fungi; Glomeromycota; Glomeromycetes; Diversisporales; Gigasporaceae
Source: the annotation of a GenBank genome assembly